Molecule: messenger RNA, 1344 nt
Organism: Purpureocillium takamizusanense
Lineage: Eukaryota; Fungi; Ascomycota; Sordariomycetes; Hypocreales; Ophiocordycipitaceae
Exons: 3
Coding region: 1-1344 (447 amino acids)
Source: RefSeq, a predicted model, not a curated record
AUGGCCGCCGGCGGAGAGGGCAUGCGCCUAUUCUGGGUGCAGCUGGGCCUCAUCAUCCCCUGCCUCAUCUUCUCCGGCCUGAGGAUCUACGUGCGCGUCUUCAUCACCCGCUCCUUUGCCCCCGACGACUGGGCCAUCAUGAUCGCCACGACGCUGUUUCUUGUCUCGAGCUCCAUUACUAUGCGCGGCGCCACGUACGGCGCCAUGGGCCAGGGCGACCAGCGUCAUGCCGGUGGCGGUGGCGGCGGCGGCGGCGGCGGCGGCGGCGUGGAGCACGUCGUCACCUCCAUGAAGGGCAUCUACAUCUGCACCGCCAUCUACGCUCUCACGACGCUCGCCAUCCGCGUCUCCGUGUGCCUCUUCCUGCUGCGCAUCGUGACGCGCCGGCUGCACCGGCGGGUCCUUCACGCGCUUCUCGCCGCCGCGGCAUUUGCGUCGGCUGGGUAUCUCCUCACCACCUUGCUGCAGUGCUGGCCACCGUCUUUCUUUUGGGAUCGCGUGCGCUACCGCGGCGGCGGCAGCAGCACGGUGCAUGAAAUUGGAGCGACAGCAGCAGGUGGUGAUGGAGGAGGAGGAAGGGGAGGAGAUGAAGCAGGCGGACGCGGCGGCAUCACCGCUCCGUCGGCAUAUUGCAUCGGAGAAGGGACUGUGUCGACGGUUGCCAUGGUGCACGCCGCCGUAUCGGCCCUGUCGGCGUGGGUGGUGGGCUUGCUGCCCGUGGUGAUGCUAUGGAACGUCCGGAUGGAGACGCGCAACAAGGUGACGGUCAUUGCCUUGCUGGGCCUGAGUAUCGUCGCGGGAAUCACCAUCAUCGUUCGCAUGACGACGCUGACAUUCACCGAAGACUCCACGCCCGGCUACUUCAAGUCGACCAUGCAAGUGACGACAAAAGGCCCCCAGUUUUCAUUUCCAGGGCGGACGUUGCUCGUUGGCGGCGUUGCUGACUGGACGAAUCGCAGGAACACGGCCAUGUGGUCUUCCAUCGAGCCCAGCGUGGGCAUCAUCGCGGCCUCGAUACCGACGCUUCGCCCGCUCUUCAAGCGACGGAGCCGCCGGGGGUCUCGCUCUCGGCCCAAGUCUUCGACCACCGUCCGCCGCACCGUCACCACCGUCCACCGUUCCAGCAGGCCGCAGUGGGUGGAACUGACGACGCGCCCGUCUCGUUGCGACGAGGAGGCGGCACAUGUCGGCAGUAGCGGUGAGAGCGGAGCGACGUCAUCGAGAGACAGCGACAAGCCAGUAUGGAUCACCACCGUAGAGAAGGGGGAAAGCUGUGAUGAGGCCGCGCUGGGUGGAAUUACCAUCCACACGGCCAUCCGGGUUACGUCACAUACACGCGGGUGA